AUGAGCUUUACCCUCCACUCAGUUUUCUUCACCCUAAAGGUGAGCAUCUUUCUGGGCUCCCUGGUUGGGCUCUGCCUGGGUCUGGAGUUCAUGGGCCUCCCCAACCAGUGGGCUCGCUACCUACGCUGGGAUGCUAGCACUCGCAGUGACCUGAGCUUCCAAUUCAAGACCAACGUGUCCACCGGGCUGCUCCUGUAUUUGGAUGAUGGUGGUGUCUGUGACUUCCUCUGCCUCUCCCUGGUGGAUGGCCGAGUUCAGCUCCGCUUUAGCAUGGACUGCGCCGAGACCGCUGUGUUGUCCAACAAGCAGGUGAACGACAGCACCUGGCACUUUCUCAUGGUGAGCCGUGACCGCCUGCGCACUGGGCUGGUGAUUGACGGUGAGGGCCAGUCUGGGGCGCUACAGCCUCAGCGGCCCUACAUGGAUGUGGUCAGUGACUUGUUCCUCGGUGGCGUCCCUGCUGAUAUCCGACCUUCUGCCCUGACCCUCGAGGGAGUACAGAACAUGCCUGGCUUUAAGGGAUUAAUGCUGGAUCUCAAGUAUGGCAACUCAGAGCCUCGGCUUCUGGGGAGCCAGGGUGUCCAGUUAGAAGCUGAGGGUCCCUGUGGUGAGCGUCCCUGUGAAAAUGGUGGCAUCUGCUUCCUCCUGGAUGGCCAUCCCACCUGUGACUGUUCCACCACUGGCUACGGUGGCACACUCUGCUCAGAAGAUGUCAGUCAAGGUCCAGGCCUUUCCCACCUUAUGAUGAGUGAACAAGGUAGAAGUAAAGCUCGAGAGGAGAACGUGGCCACCUUCCGAGGCUCAGAGUAUCUGUGCUAUGACCUGUCUCAGAACCCCAUCCAGAGCAGCAGUGAUGAAAUCACCCUCUCCUUUAAGACCUGGCAACGCAACGGGCUCAUCCUGCAUACGGGCAAGUCGGCCGACUAUGUUAACCUAGCUCUGAAGGACGGUGCCGUCUCCUUGGUCAUUAACCUGGGCUCUGGGGCCUUUGAGGCUAUUGUAGAGCCAGUGAAUGGGAAAUUCAACGACAACGCCUGGCAUGAUGUCAAAGUGACACGCAAUCUCCGGCAGGUGACAAUCUCUGUGGAUGGUAUCCUUACCACGACGGGCUACACUCAAGAGGACUACACUAUGCUGGGCUCAGAUGACUUCUUCUAUGUUGGUGGAAGCCCAAGCACUGCAGACUUGCCAGGCUCACCUGUGAGCAACAACUUCAUGGGCUGCCUUAAAGAGGUUGUUUAUAAGAAUAAUGACAUCCGUCUAGAGCUGUCUCGCUUGGCUCGGAUUGGGGACACCAAGAUGAAAAUCUACGGUGAAGUUGUGUUCAAAUGUGAAAAUGUGGCCACAUUGGACCCCAUCAACUUUGAGACCCCAGAGGCUUACAUCAGCUUGCCCAAGUGGAACACCAAACGCAUGGGCUCCAUCUCCUUUGACUUUCGCACCACUGAGCCCAAUGGCCUGAUUCUCUUCACUCAUGGGAAGCCCCAAGAAAGAAAAGAUGUCCGGAGCCAAAAGAACACAAAAGUUGACUUCUUUGCUGUGGAACUUCUCGAUGGCAACCUGUAUUUGUUGCUUGACAUGGGCUCAGGUACCAUCAAAGUGAAGGCCACUCAGAAGAAAGCCAAUGAUGGGGAAUGGUACCACGUGGACAUUCAGCGUGAUGGCAGAUCAGGUACCAUAUCUGUGAACAGCAGGCGCACGCCAUUCACUGCCAGUGGUGAGAGUGAAAUCUUGGACCUGGAAGGAGACAUGUAUCUGGGCGGGCUGCCAGAGAACCGAGCUGGCCUCAUUCUCCCCACGGAACUCUGGACUGCCAUGCUCAACUAUGGCUAUGUGGGCUGCAUCCGUGACCUGUUCAUUGAUGGGCGCAGCAAGAACAUCCGGCAGCUGGCGGAGAUGCAGAACGCAGCAGGCGUCAAGUCCUCCUGUUCACGCAUGAGCGCCAAGCAGUGUGACAGCUACCCCUGCAAGAACAAUGCUGUGUGCAAGGACGGCUGGAACCGCUUCAUCUGUGACUGCACAGGCACUGGCUACUGGGGAAGAACCUGUGAGAGAGAGGCAUCCAUCCUGAGCUACGACGGCAGUAUGUACAUGAAGGUCAUCAUGCCUAUGGUGAUGCACACAGAAGCAGAGGAUGUGUCCUUCCGCUUCAUGUCACAACGAGCCUAUGGGCUGCUGGUAGCCACUACCUCCAAGGACUCUGCAGAUACACUUCGUCUAGAGUUGGAUGGUGGGCGUGUCAAGCUCAUGGUUAACUUAGACUGUAUCAGGAUAAACUGUAACUCCAGCAAAGGACCCGAGACCCUGUAUGCAGGGCAGAAGCUCAAUGACAAUGAGUGGCACACCGUCCGGGUAGUGCGGAGAGGAAAAAGCCUUAAGUUAACAGUGGAUGAUGACGUAGCUGAGGGUACAAUGGUGGGAGACCACACCCGCCUGGAGUUCCACAACAUUGAAACUGGUAUCAUGACCGAGAAGCGUUACAUCUCUGUGGUCCCUUCCAGUUUCAUUGGUCAUCUUCAGAGCCUCAUGUUCAAUGGCUUGCUCUAUAUUGAUUUGUGCAAAAAUGGGGACAUCGACUACUGUGAACUGAAGGCUCGUUUCGGACUGAGGAACAUCAUUGCUGACCCUGUCACUUUUAAGACCAAGAGCAGCUAUCUGACCCUUGCCACCCUCCAGGCCUACACCUCCAUGCACCUCUUUUUCCAGUUUAAGACCACUUCAGCUGAUGGCUUCAUUCUCUUCAAUAGUGGUGAUGGCAAUGAUUUUAUUGCAGUUGAGCUGGUCAAGGGGUACAUACACUAUGUGUUUGAUCUUGGCAAUGGUCCCAAUGUAAUCAAAGGCAACAGUGACCGCCCCCUAAAUGACAACCAGUGGCACAAUGUUGUCAUCACUCGGGACAACAGUAAUACCCACAGCCUGAAAGUGGAUACUAAGGUAGUCACUCAGGUCAUCAAUGGUGCCAAAAAUCUGGAUUUGAAAGGCGACCUCUACAUGGCUGGCUUAGCUCAGGGCAUGUACAGCAACCUUCCAAAGCUUGUGGCCUCCCGGGAUGGAUUUCAGGGCUGUCUGGCCUCUGUGGACUUGAAUGGGCGCCUGCCUGAUCUCAUCAAUGAUGCUCUCCACAAAAGCGGCCAGAUGGAGCGAGGCUGUGAAGGACCCAGUACAACCUGUCAGGAGGAUUCAUGUGCUAACCAAGGGGUUUGCAUGCAGCAGUGGGAAGGCUUCACCUGUGACUGCUCUAUGACAUCGUAUUCAGGAAACCAGUGCAAUGAUCCUGGUGCCACAUACAUCUUUGGAAAGAGCGGUGGCCUCAUCCUCUACACCUGGCCAGCGAAUGACAGACCCAGCACACGCUCGGACCGCCUGGCUGUGGGCUUCAGCACCACUGUGAAGGAUGGCAUCCUUGUACGCAUUGACAGUGCUCCAGGACUUGGUGACUUCCUCCAGCUUCACAUAGUGAGUACCUGCCGAGCCUGUUCUGGACUCUUUUGUCUUCCUGGUGAUCUGAGCUUUGAGUUAGAUAAGCACAGAACAUUCUACAUAAGUGUGACAUAG
This is a messenger RNA of Cricetulus griseus (Chinese hamster), 3555 nucleotides long. Lineage: Eukaryota; Metazoa; Chordata; Mammalia; Rodentia; Cricetidae. The record is from RefSeq and is a predicted model, not a curated record.